Molecule: messenger RNA, 2675 nt
Organism: Tachysurus vachellii
Lineage: Eukaryota; Metazoa; Chordata; Actinopteri; Siluriformes; Bagridae
Gene: tpx2
Product: TPX2 microtubule nucleation factor
Exons: 18
Coding region: 158-2401 (747 amino acids)
Biological process (GO): regulation of mitotic spindle organization; activation of protein kinase activity
Cellular component (GO): microtubule; spindle
Source: RefSeq, a predicted model, not a curated record
AUCAGCGUUGCCAUUGGCUGAUUUUUAAAACGCGGCCCAACGGCGCUGAUAUUCAAACUCCAUUUUCUCUCUUCAUUGCUGUUGGCUUUCGUUCGCGUUCGUUGGACUUCGUUUGUUGACAGAUUCCAGCGUCGAUAGAAGAGUUUUUUCGAGGAAGAUGGACGCGCAGCAGCCUGGAGACUCUGCUGAUCCCUACACGUUCGAUGCUCCUUCUCAUGUCAUGCACGACUUUAGUCCAGACUCUGAAGAUAAUGCUGAUCAGUGGUUUGACAUGAUGGCUGCUCCAGAAAGUGGGGAAUUGGAGCAACUCACAACCCCCUUGAGGGUGACAAAACCUUUUGAUGCGUUGCACAGUGAAGACCUGCCUAAAGCCAUAGUCUCACCCAUGGUCCAUGGGGUGGAUACGAAAGCAUCAGCAGAUGUUCCUGAAAGCUCUGCUCCAGAACCUCCAACCAACAUUGUGACUUCAUGGGGAGACAACAGACCAACCACAGCUCCUAGUCAGCCUCAGAAGAAGAAUGCAACAGCUCAGCCACGCAGAAUAUUGAAGCGUUCCGUGGUCAAAGAUCGGCCUCAAGCUCAGUCACCGCCCCCUGCGAUUAAGAAAAGGAGAGUCGUUCCAACUCCAAGAAGAAGAACAGUUAUGCGUCUAUCUAGGAGGAGCUCAACUGGUGCAAGGCAAGCUUGUCUGAGUGGUACUGCUGCCAGACGCAGCAUCAGGCUAAAGAACAAACUACCCGUACCCUCAGGUGCUGCAUCUGCGUCUUCUGCCUCCACUACCCAACAGAAGAGCACCGAGCAGCAGGAGCUGGAGCGCAUCGAAGCCCUACAGAAGGAGGUGGCCGAGCAGCGCAAGAGAAACGAGGCCAGCUACAGAGCCGCACUGGCAGGAAGUCAGCCUCCAAAGAAACACGUGCUGUCCUCCACCAUUCCCAAAGAAUUUAACUUCCGUUCAGACAGUAGAUUGAAAAACCAGACAGAUGUUUCUGAAGCUUCAUACAAGGAGUCGAACUUUACUUCACAACUGCGCAAGCACCCGUCCUCACCCUUCAAGGCUCCUAAGGGCACCACCGUUCCAAAGCCCUUCAACCUCUCUACUGGUAACAAGAGGAAGUUGGAUGAAAGCAAUUCCUACGUAUCCAUGGCUGAGCAGAUCGAACAGUUUCAGAGGCGCACACCAACUCGAUAUCACCUGCGCAGCCGACAGAGUCAAGAAAAGGGCCCAUCACCAGUAAAGACUGAGAAGCCCAAGGUUACUCACCCUCACACCCCUCAGCUCCUCACCCGCCAGAGGAGCCGCCCUGUCACGGUGAAGAGCGCUGCUGAGCUUGAGGCUGAAGAAGCUGAAAAACUGCAGCAGUUCAAGUUCAAGGCUCUGGAGCUCAAUCGCAAGAUCCUCGAAGGGGCCCUGGCUCCGAGGAAGCCUCCACCUAAAGAAGCGACUCGUCCAGAGAGCUUUAAGCUGGAGGUGGAGAAACGUCUGCACGAGAGAAACGCCACCAAAAAGACAGAAGAGCAGGAAGACUACUCCUUCCAUUCCAAGCCCUUACCAACACGUAUCCUGGAAGAGGUGGUGGGUGUCCCAGAGAAGAAAGUACAGAACCCUACUGUCCCUGAAUCCCCUGCUUUUGCACUCAAAAACCGUGUACGCGUGGAACGCAGGACCGAAGAGGUGAAGGCACCGGCUCCACGUAAAGCACUUCCUGUGCCCCAUUACGUGCCCUUCCAGCCUAAACCUGCAGCGAAGAUCCAUGUAGAACAGUGUCCUUUCUCAUUCGAGCAGCGUGAACAGGAGCGCCGAGCACAAAAGGAGAGAAGACUGGAAGAGCUGAGGAACGAGGAGGUGCCCAAGUUCAAGGCUAGGCCUCUACCUGACUUCCAUGAAGUGAAUCUUCCAGAAAAGAAAGUAACUGAACCGACCAAACCUGCUCCUUUCAAGCUGAUGGUGGAUGAGCGUGGAUCUGUAAAGAGUGAACGUUGGGAGCAAAUGAUGAAGGAGGAGUUGAAGCAGCAAGCUGAUGCAACAAGCUUCAAGGCAAGACCUAAUGUCGUCGUGCACAAGGAGCCUUUUGUGCCCAAGAAAGAGAACCGCUCCAUCUUGGCCGAUACUACCCAUUCUGUAGUUGCCGACGGUUUCCAGCUUUCGACGGAGCGACGCGCCAAAGAGCGGCUGGAGUUCGAGCGGGCUCUGAAAGAGAAGGAACUGCUGAGGGCGCAGAUGGAGGAACGACAAGCCAGAGAGCAAGAGGAGCGCGAGAAGGAAGAAAUCGCCAGGUUACGGCAAGAACAGGUGCAUAAAGCCCAGCCAAUCAGACACUACAAGCCGGUUGAGCUGAAGCAAAGCGAGGUGUCGCUCACUGUUCCCCAGUCUCCAAACUUCUCUGACCGCUUUCGUCUCUAAAAUCCCAUCAUGAACUGUACAGAAUCUUUUAUUAUUAUUAUUUUUUUUUUAUACAAAAUUUCUUUCAUUUUAACUGCUUUUUUAAAAGUUGUGUUCUUUAGUAUAUACAUUUGUUCUGUACUCAGACUUGGACGCUUGUCUGAGACUGAUCUAUAUUGCAUUAUGUCAACUGUUGUACAAUGUUUUUUCUUUCUUCUGUACAUGUAGCCUUAACCAUUUUCUGUCUCAAUGUUUUUUCCUCCUUUUUGUAAUGUAUUAAAAGUGUGCUAGAACA